UCUUUGGGGAUUCAUUGCACCCACGCACCCCCCACUGAUCCAGGUAAAAGCCUUUAACGAAAGCAACAACCAACCCCAGAGGGAAGCUUUAAGCUUGCAAAGCGAGCAAUCAGCAACCCCUCUGGAUGAAAGCUGCUAGCCAAUGGACGUGGCUAGUUGUCCGUGGCAGGCAGUCAGUGCGUCAGAAACUGUCGCUGGGCGCUCAUCGUACGGCCCAAAUCCUUAUCCGCGCUGCCACCGUGGCACACACACAGGAAGCGAGACAAGCGAAGGCGUACAACAGAGGAAGAGAGAGAGAGAGAGAGAGAGCGAACAGAGUGGGAAGCAGCAGGCGCUGGGCCAGCUGGCACAGAAAGCGGAACUGGGCACCGAUUGAUUUUUUUCUCUUUUGGGCAAAACGGAAAACAACGCGGAAAAGUGAACGAGAAGUAAACAGAGCGCAGCGUUGAGGCCUGCAAUUCCAUAUGGAAAUGGAGGAGGCACUGCAGUUGGUCGAUGCGGAGCAGCAAGAGCGGAGGGAGCAGCAAGAGCGGAGGGAGCAGCAGGAGCAGCAGGAGGCCACGGUAUCAAUGGAAUCAUCCCCCGUUGAAGGCCAACAGCCUGUGCCUGAGACGAACAGCUGCCACGGCAAAGCUGCAACAUUUGCGGAGGAAACGGAGCCUGAGACGGACAAUGAGCCCGAUCCGGAGCCAGAGCAAAUGCUGAGCGAGCGAUGGUCACCGCUGGGUGCCAACUACGAUGACGCCAACAGUGCCAGCUCCGGCGUGGACUGCGAUCUGGAGCCCAACCUGCUGGGCCUGAGCCUUGGCCUAGAGAAGAGCGGGCCCGGCAUGGAGACGGAGAGUGCCAGCGAACUGGCGCGCCUACGCAGCAUCGAGGAGGAGCAGGAGCUGCUCACCAGCUCCCUGCUGGCGCUCACCUCGCACUUUGCCCACGUCCAGCUGCGGGUGCGACAGAUUGUUGAGGCACCGCCGGAGGAGCGCGACCAGUUGCUGCGCGAUCUGGAAGAUUUUGCCUUUCAGGGCAUACCCGAUGCGGGCGUUGGCCAGCAGAAGGAUUCCGGCGAGUCGGACACGGAGCGGGAGACAGAGUCCGAUGGCCGGCUGAUUGAGCAACUCAAGUCGCAGCUGACGGAACUGGAGCAGUUGGCAUACGAGGCCGGGGAGCCGGGCAUACUGCCACAGCAUGUGCUCCUCGAGAAGCAAAAGUUCAUCCUGGACGAGCUGCGGGCCAAGCUCAAUCUGCAGGUGGAGCAGCAGGAUCUGCCAUCGCUCAGCACGGACCAGCUGCGCCACCAGGUGGACAAUGCCAUCGGCGAGUUUGUGGGUCCGCUGAAGAUGAAGGAGCAACUGGUGGCCCAGCUGAAGACGCAGAUCACCGACCUGGAGCGCUUCAUUGCAUUCCUGCAGUGCGAUGCGGCGGGCUCUGGCUCCGGCUCCGGCGGCGGUUCAGGCUCCUCGGCCAGCGGCAGCGACCGCCUGAAGCUUCUCUCGGGCGCCUACAACAGCUAUGCGGCCAAGCAGACGGCCCGCUCCCAGGCUACGUUGCCCGUGCCGGCGGAGACUGCUCCGCCCGCUCGUGCUUAUUCCCAUUCCUCCGCCCUGCCCGUGGCCCAGGCCGGCGAGAGUCUGCACAGCAAGGCGCACGGACUGCUGGACAAGGCCUCCAUCCUCAUGCAGAUGUUCGCCAGCACGCACCUGGCCAAGCCACGCGAGGAUUUCCAGCAGAACACCCUGAAGAAGACGCACAAGGGCAAUCACUGGGGGGAUCUGCGUGCCCAGCUGGAGGUGGACAUCCAGGAGGUGGCCGCGCUGGCCGCCACGCUCAGCUGCGAUCGCGAGAAGUUGGCCAACAUCAAGCGUGCCCUGCGCCAGCAGCAGCAGGAGGCAGGAUCUUCCGGCACGUGCCUCAAUGCACAGAACGGAGCGUUGAUCACCUUGCCACCGCGCUGCAGGCGGGCUGUGGCAGCUGGCCAUGAGCUGGCACCAUAUGCGGCGGCCGCUGCGUCAGCAGCCACCUCCUCGGACUCGGACGAGGAGGCUAGCUACGACCGCUACGAGUGGGAGAAGGAUAUCAAAGGCCUGAGCCUGGGCAGGCGCAUCGUGCAUAUGCGUGGCGACUCCAUAGCCACCAUCGGGCGCGAACUGACGACGGUGGUGCGCAAGAACUUUGCCCGAACGCUGCAGCAGCUCAUCCAGCAUGGCCUGCGGAUACCCGCCGAGUCGGCGGCCUCCAGCCUGAUGGUGCCCUUCAUGCGGUGCCUGCAUCCGGGCACGCAGCGCAUGGCAGCGCCGUCUGCCCAGGAGUCGCAGUUCCUCGGCCUGGGCCGUGGCAUGCACGCCUGGGAGCUGAUCCUCGAGUACUAUCAGCUGAAGCACGGCGAGGAGUACAACAAUACGCCGGCGCGGAAGCUCUCUCUCAGCUUCCAGCUGGACAUUGUCGACGCGCAGGAUGUGACGGCCAAACAGAGCCUGCUCAGCACAGUGGGCAUGAUCCUGGCCAUGCACAAGCCCUACAAGCGCAGCCACAAUGCCCACUUUAAGGCGUUUGUCUGCGCGGGACUGAACUCCCAUUUGCUGGUGGAGUGGCUUAAUCUGAUACUCAGCUGCAACGAGCUGAUUGACAGCUACUACUCGUCCACCAGCUAUGUGGCCCGCACAGGCUUCCGCGACUCAUUGCGCUCCAUCGACGCCCUGUCCAAGUACGACUUUGAUCUGCCCGUGGACCUGGCCAUCCGUCACUUCCGCAACAUCUAGAGAGACAGAAGAUCAACUGAGAACUCUUAUUUUACGUGUUUAAUGUCUAUUUUGUUGGCCAUUAUUGGGUGCUAGUCCAAGUCGUACUCUCGUACUAUUCCCCCCAUCACUUAUGUGUAUAAACUCGUGUAUAUAACCUUAGAUAUGUCCCAUUAAAUCAAUUGCUAAUCCUA
This is a messenger RNA of Drosophila guanche, 2929 nucleotides long. Its product is annotated as RUN domain-containing protein 1. Lineage: Eukaryota; Metazoa; Arthropoda; Insecta; Diptera; Drosophilidae. The coding region runs from base 465 to 2756 and encodes 763 amino acids. The transcript has 3 exons. The record is from RefSeq and is a predicted model, not a curated record.